AUGGCUGCAAAGGUAGAAUCACUGGCCAGUUCAGUCCAAGAACUGUCUAUGAACCGCAGUGGACCUCCAUCAAGAUACAUCUUGAAAGAUGGUAUUGGAUUGAAUGUUGCAUCUUCCUUUCCAGUGCUGGAUAUUUCAGUCAUUGAUCUUGGUCUGCUUGCAUCCUCUUCACCAGAGGGUGAAGAACAACUCGAUCGGCUCCGGUCUGCUCUCGGCUAUUGCGGUUACUUUCAGAUAAUAAAUCAUGGAAUUGAGAGUUCAUUUCUAGACCAAGUGCAUGAUCUUACCAGAGAAUUCUUUCAUCUUCCAAUGGAAGAGAAGAAGAAAUACUCCAGAGAAGCAAAUGACAUAGAUGGAUAUGGAAAUGAUGUAAUAUAUUCAGAGAAACAGACUCUUGAUUGGAAUGACCGUUUGUAUCUCAAUACUCUCCCCGAAAAUAUCAGAAAACUCAAAAAGUGGCCCAAAAAUCCCGAAAAGUUCAGGUAA
This is a messenger RNA of Ilex paraguariensis (yerba mate), 486 nucleotides long. The record is from the annotation of a GenBank genome assembly. Lineage: Eukaryota; Viridiplantae; Streptophyta; Magnoliopsida; Aquifoliales; Aquifoliaceae.